Molecule: messenger RNA, 981 nt
Organism: Rhipicephalus microplus (southern cattle tick)
Lineage: Eukaryota; Metazoa; Arthropoda; Arachnida; Ixodida; Ixodidae
Product: tigger transposable element-derived protein 6
Cellular component (GO): nucleus
Molecular function (GO): DNA binding
Source: RefSeq, a predicted model, not a curated record
AUGCCAUCCAAGACCUUCGACUUCAAAGGCCAGAAGUGCCACAAUGGAAAGCACAGCAAGCAGCGCGUGACAAUUUUAUUGUGCGCCAACAUGAAUGGCACAAAUAAACGGCCACUGCUCAUUAUCAGCAGGAGCAAGAAGCCCCACUGUUUCAAGGGGAAUCGCAAGCUGCCAGUAAGCUACACCGCGAACUUGAAGUUGUGGAUGACGCGUGCUAUUUUUAGCAGCUGGCUCCAGUCUUUCGAUGCCGACAUGCGGAAGGCAAACAGGUCAGUCUGCCUUCUUCUCGACAACUGUAGCGCCCAUCACGUCGACGUGCAGCUCGGAAAUGUGUGCGUCGUGUUUUUCCCACCAAACGGCACUUCCGAGAAUAACGGAGUUAUUCGCAGCGCGAAGUGUGCUUACAGAGAGAGGCUGAUUCAGCGUUUGCUGCUGAAUAUACAUAUGAAGCGCCCAACUGACGUGGACUUGUUCAUGGCGCUAGAGAUGAUCGCCGCCGCAUGGAUUGCGACAAGUCCAGCCGUGAUAACGAAAUGCUUCACACACGCCGGCCUUGCCACUCCGCAGGCAUCAUGCACUAAUCCAGCAGAACCAGAAGGUCCGCCUGUAGGCGCAUUUGAUGACGGUACUGGUAACAGCCCAGUGCCGUCGUCACUGACCAGUGCAUGGGGCGAACUUUGUGCCGUGGCAAACGAGAUUCCCAAUGGCCUCAGCGUCCAUGAGUUCGUUAGUGGGGACGAAGGCGUCGUCGAGCAAGAAGAAGUGACUGAUGAAGCCAUCGUCAGUAGCGUGUGUGAGGUGGCCGAUCCCGAUGAGCAACGACCAAAGCAGCCAGAGAAAAGAACAAGUCCGCAGGAUGUGCUGAACGCCUUCGACACAAUUCGUACGUUUUUCGGCGAGCACGGCGACGACGUGGCGAGGAACUAUUUUUUACAGUGCGAGUCGAAAGGCAUGAAAUUGCCGCAUGGUAAGGCCUGCUAA